Tupaia belangeri chinensis (Chinese tree shrew) is the source of this 1498-nucleotide messenger RNA. RefSeq names its product actin related protein 2/3 complex subunit 1B (gene ARPC1B). The transcript is spliced from 9 exons. Gene Ontology annotation, cellular component: actin cytoskeleton; Arp2/3 protein complex. The record is from RefSeq and is a predicted model, not a curated record. Gene Ontology annotation, biological process: Arp2/3 complex-mediated actin nucleation. NCBI's taxonomy places the organism in Eukaryota, Metazoa, Chordata, Mammalia, Scandentia, Tupaiidae. Gene Ontology annotation, molecular function: actin filament binding. The coding region runs from base 76 to 1194 and encodes 372 amino acids.
GUGGGCUGGGCCGGCAGUGUAGGCAGGGCCAGGGCUGACAGGAACUCUCCCCUCUGGGCACAGGAGCCGAGCACCAUGGCUUACCACAGCUUCCUGGUGGAGCCCAUCAGCUGCCACGCUUGGAACAAGGACCGCACGCAGAUCGCCAUCUGCCCCAACAACCAUGAGGUGCACAUCUAUGAGAAAAGUGGAGCCAAGUGGUCCAAGGUGCAUGAGCUCAAGGAGCACAACGGGCAGGUGACAGGCAUCGACUGGGCCCCUGAGAGUAACCGUAUCGUGACCUGUGGCACAGACCGUAACGCCUAUGUGUGGACGCUGAAGGGCCACAUGUGGAAGCCCACACUUGUCAUCUUGCGCAUUAACCGGGCUGCCCGCUGUGUGCGCUGGGCCCCCAAUGAGAACAAGUUUGCUGUGGGUAGUGGCUCCCGUGUCAUCUCCAUCUGUUAUUUCGAGCAGGAGAAUGACUGGUGGGUGUGCAAGCACAUCAAGAAGCCCAUCCGCUCCACCGUCCUCAGCCUUGACUGGCAUCCGAACAAUGUGCUCCUGGCUGCUGGCUCCUGCGACUUCAAGUGCCGGAUCUUCUCUGCCUACAUCAAGGAAGUAGAGGAGCGUCCAGCACCCACACCAUGGGGCUCUAAGAUGCCCUUCGGGGAGCUGAUGUUUGAGUCCAGCAGUAGCUGCGGCUGGGUGCAUGGUGUCUGCUUCUCAGCCAGUGGAAGCCGUGUGGCCUGGGUCAGCCAUGACAGCACCGUGUGCCUGGCUGAUGCAGACAAGAAGAUGGCUGUUGCGACCCUGGCCUCUGAAACGUUGCCGCUGUUGGCACUCACCUUCAUCACAGAAAACAGUCUGGUGGCAGCGGGCCAUGACUGCUUCCCGGUGCUGUUUACCUAUGAUGGUGCUGCGGGGUCGCUGAGCUUUGGUGGGCGGCUGGACGUGCCCAAGCAAAGCUCGCAACGCGGCCUGACUGCCCGUGAGCGCUUCCAGAACCUCGACAAAAAGGCAAGCUCAGAGGGCGGCGGGGCCGCCGGUGCUGGCCUGGACUCUCUGCACAAGAACAGUGUCAGCCAGAUCUCGGUGAUUAGUGGGGGCAAGGCCAAGUGCUCCCAGUUCUGCACAACGGGCAUGGAUGGUGGCAUGAGCAUCUGGGAUGUGAAGAGCCUGGAGUCAGCCCUGAAGGACCUCAAGAUCAAAUGAGCUAUGAGGAAGCUGUCGCCCUCAUCCCAGCUGCUGGGGCAAGGGUGCAAGUGAGGGGGUCGAGGAGGCUAAAGAUUGCUUUGCUGAGUAUUUCUAGGGUAACUUUGGGUCCCUAUGCAGACUGCUCCCUCAGAAGAGAGGAGAGCUUUUCUUACCUGUACAACGAACAUGUGCCUUUUUCUAAAGGAACGCUUUCAUUUAUUGCAAAAAGAAAAAAGCCCCCAAAGCACUAUGCUGGUCAUAAACUGCUUCAAAAUGUGGAAAUAAUAAAAAUGCCAUUGUGGACUCGUGUGGUGGAAAGACA